AUGGCAACACCGGCCGCGGUCAAUCCUUCAGAGAUGGCCAGUGAGCUGCCUGGUGCCGUGUCCAUGCCCGGUGCAGUGGGGGCCAGUCAGGUGCGGAUGGGAGGAACUGUCCCGGGACGAGGGGGAAAGAGGCGUUCGGCUGGAAUGGACUUCGACGACGAGGACGGAGAAGGACCAAGCAAGUUUUCCAGGUAUGACGAUGAUCAGGGCUGUGGUGGGGAUAAGGAGAGAGAGAACCAUAGUGAGAUUGAGCGCCGCCGCAGGAACAAAAUGACUCAGUACAUCACAGAGCUGUCCGACAUGGUUCCCACCUGCAGCGCUCUGGCCCGAAAGCCCGACAAGCUGACCAUCCUGCGCAUGGCCGUGUCCCACAUGAAGUCCAUGAGGGGGACCGGCAACACCUCCACAGACGGGGCCUACAAGCCCUCCUUUCUCACGGAGCAGGAGCUCAAACACCUGAUCCUGGAGGCGGCGGACGGCUUCCUGUUUGUGGUGGCGGCGGAGACGGGCAGAGUGAUCUACGUGUCGGACUCGGUGACGCCCGUCCUCAACCACCCGCAGGCCGAGUGGUUCGGCAGCACCCUGUACGAGCAGGUGCACCCCGACGACGUGGACAAACUGAGGGAGCAGCUCAGCACCUCCGAGAACUCCAUGACAGGCCGGAUCCUGGACCUGAAGACCGGCACCGUGAAGAAGGAGGGCCAGCAGUCGUCCAUGAGGAUGUGCAUGGGCUCUCGUCGUUCCUUCAUCUGCCGCAUGAGGUGUGGCAGUGCUCCUCUGGAUCACAUCUCUCUGAAUCGCCUCUCCAACAUGAGGAAACGAUACAGGAACGGACUGGGACCGUCCAAGGAGGGAGAGGCGCAGUACUCUGUGAUCCACUGCACGGGAUACAUCAAAGCCUGGCCCCCAGCAGGUAUGACGAUCCCAGACGAGGACACGGAGGCGGGACAAGGCGGGAAGUAUUGUCUGGUGGCCAUCGGGCGCAUGCAGGUGACCAGCUCUCCCGUCUCCAUGGACAUGAACGGCCUGUCUGUGCCCACCGAGUUCUUAUCCCGACACAACUCAGACGGAGUCAUCACGUUUGUGGACCCUCGCUGCAUCAACGUCAUCGGCUACCAGCCCCAGGACUUACUGGGCAAAGACAUCCUGGACUUCUGUCACCCAGAGGACCAGAGCCACCUACGGGAGAGCUUCCAGCAGGUGGUGAAGCUGAAGGGCCAGGUUCUGUCCGUCAUGUAUCGCUUCAGGAUGAAAAGCAGAGAGUGGAUGUUGAUUCGCACUAGCAGCUUCACCUUCCAGAACCCCUACUCUGACGAGAUCGAAUACAUCAUCUGCACCAACACCAACGUCAAACAGCUCCAGCAGCAGCAGCAGGCAGAGCUGGAGGUGCACCAGAGAGACGGACUCAGUGCCUACGACCUCUCCCAGGUUCCAGUGGCCAGCGUCAGCAGCGGCGUGCACGAGACCGGGAAGACCAUGGACAAGUCUGAAGGACUGUUUCCCCAGGACCGGGACCCUCGCUUCGCAGAGAUGUACUCCGCCAUCUCCAACUCCGGGGAAAAGAAGAUGCUGGUGCCGUCGUCCACAGCAGGAGGUCAGCUCUACUCCCAGAGCUCCUUCACUCAGGGACACUCAGGGAAGAGCUUCAGCUCCUCAGUGAUCCACGUCCCAGGAGUGAACGACAUCCAGCCGUCUGGAUCGGCCAAUCAGAAUCUGGCUCAGAUCUCCCGACAGCUGAACCCGGGACAGGUGGGCUGGUCUGGGACACGCCCCCCUUUCUCCGGACAGUCCAGUAAAGCUCAGUCCAGUCCGUUCGGGAUCAGCUCUGGGCACAGUUACCAGACGGACCCUGCCUCCUACAGCCCCCUGUCCUCCCCCGCCACCUCCUCUCCCAGCGGCAACGCCUACACCGGCCUCACCAACCGCACCACGGCCUUCGACGUGUCCGGAGAAGGCAGCCAAGGCAGUGCACAGUUCCAGGGGCGUCCCAGCGAGGUGUGGUCCCAGUGGCAGAACCAGCACCACAACCAGCAGACGGGAGAGACGCAUUCACACUCCACCCCCAACCAGAGCGAAGUCUUCCAGGACAUGUUGCCGAUGGCAGGAGACCCAACCCAGGGAACAGCCAACUACAAUAUUGAGGACUUCGCAGACCUGGGCAUGUUCCCACCGUUUUCUGAGUAG
This is a messenger RNA of Knipowitschia caucasica, 2184 nucleotides long. Lineage: Eukaryota; Metazoa; Chordata; Actinopteri; Gobiiformes; Gobiidae. The record is from the annotation of a GenBank genome assembly.